GUUUUGUAUGAAACCCGCAAAGAAAAGGAAAACUAUAUUUUCUCUCAAAAUUUGGAAACUUCCAUAUACACAUCAAUCUCAGUCCUCUCUCGCCUUCUCAAUCUCUCUAUUUAUCUCAUCAACAUUUUUGCCCUACCUUAGUUUUCUUCCUCUCAUCAACAAUCCCUUUGCCAUUUCUUCCCUCAAUUUCCUUCGCGAUACUUCAGUCCCAGGGGAAGGGAAUUAAUCAGUGCUAUUGAACGAGCAAUAAUUUAAUAGGAUUAAAGAGGAUGAGUCGGGCUGAUCAAGGAAUCAGCGCUGAUAAUUUAGCUGAUGUUCAUUUAAAGCCAAAACGUGGUCGUCCCAGAAAAUAUCUGAAGUUAAAUUAUGAUGACACUACUCUUAAUGCAAAGAAAAGAGGUAAGAAACAUUUGGAGGCUAUUCCUAUUUCUCCCGGUUCUGGAGUAAAUGGAGACCAAUCAGAUCCAGCAAUUCAAAUUCAAAAUGUAGCUGAUGUGGGACAAGUUGUGUCUGGUGUCAUUGAGGCAGUAUUUGAUGCUGGAUAUCUGCUGUGUGUCAGGGUUGGCGGCUCUGGAGUAACUUUGAGGGGUGUUGUCUUUAAGCCUGGGCAUUAUGCCCCUGUUUUGGCAGUGAACGAUGUGGCCCCAGAUGUUCAAAUGAUCAGUAGAAAUACGGUUCCUUUUGCUACAGAAAACAAAACUAAUGGAAGUAACCCCCGAUCUAAAAAUGGAGAAGUUCCAUCCCGUGAAUCAUCAGGUGCCAAACUGGGGUUUAAAUGCACACCUCCACACUCUACCUGGGAUGCUUCAAAAGACAAAUCUAUAUUUGCCCAAAUAUCACCUUCGGGAAGCUCAAGAGGUUCUGUGGUCCCUGUUGUACUACAGCCUGCCAAAUUAACUAAUGGAUCCUCCGUUGCCACUAAAUCAUUUACAAUUCAAACUGCUGAUAUUGACUCCUCGAAAGGAAAAGAGGUUCUUGUAGGUACUUCUACAGCAAAAGAAUCAGCUCCCGCCAAUCCUUUCCAACCCCAAACUAGCCAGCAGGUCUUACAGGGUGAUGAUUCUGUUGAAAAUAGUUCUGACGACCAAUCCUUUGUAGUGGUAGCCCGUGAUUCAGACGGUAAAUCAAUGACAUUGCCUAGCACGCCUUUCGAGAGUCUUGUGACUGAAGUGAUCAAGAGAAUUCAAACCCCUUCUCUGUCGACUGAAAUGCAGACGGAGAAUGACAAGUCAACUGGUGGUAAGACAUCAGCUAAAGAAUGCAAAGGUAACUCGGAGGUUGUGGCCAACAUAGUGGAUGGACCUUUGAUGAUUGAACCUCUAAAAGCAGUGCAGCCCCAUGAUGACAGUUCAGAAUCUAAUCCCAAAGCUCUGGAUGAUGAGUCUAGAACUGGCAAAAUGACUGAACUGUUACAGAUUUUGCAGGAAAACGUGAUGGAAACUCCAGAGCCAUGGGCUGAAGUGCAGAACCUGGGUUUGGUGCUCAAGUUAGAUGAGCCUGGGGAAUCAGAAACAGUGAUUGGGGAUGAAGAAACUAGUAACCAAAAGCAAAUCUAAGAAACAUGUAUUGUCAUGGUUAAUAUUUUUGGGAUAGAAGGUAACAUAUGGUGUAGCUGUUUUCUAGAUGCUACCUCACGUCUAAUCCUAACUGGGUUUUAGUUGGAUGAUUGUACCCCAAGUUAUUAUAUUUUUCUAGUUGGAUAUUUGGAUAUGGACAAUUUCACCUUUGUGAGAGUACAGUAGCUAAAGUCCUUAAAUUAUAAGGUUUUGUUGGGCAGUUGGAUUGAA
This is a messenger RNA of Cucurbita moschata (crookneck pumpkin), 1787 nucleotides long. RefSeq lists its product as uncharacterized. The transcript has 3 exons. NCBI's taxonomy places the organism in Eukaryota, Viridiplantae, Streptophyta, Magnoliopsida, Cucurbitales, Cucurbitaceae. The record is from RefSeq and is a predicted model, not a curated record. Bases 270 to 1556 code for a protein of 428 amino acids.